UCAAAGACCCUACUAUGAAAUGUGCCGUGCCUAGUAGUUAGGCAUAUAUAUGUGCACCGCUGCAGCCCGGCGGCUGUUCCUAGUUCCACCCUUGUACAGCUAGAUUCAUCACUGCAGACAGACGUACGUAGACAACGGUCGUCCGAAAAAGAUGUUCCUCCUGCUGAGUACGAGUCUUCUUCUGGUGGCCGUGACGCCUGCCUUCACAGCCGUCACACCAGGUAAUCAGCAGCCUCCGCCGUGUCUUCAGGGUCAAGCCUGCCGACACAUCAAUAAUCGCAGUUCCAUGAACAACACAGUCUUCUGUUGUCCAAAUGGUCUCGGCCUGAGCGUAAUGAGCAACGGGUACUCCACCCACUGUGCGUGUGGCAACAACAACUACAUCUCCGUUGAAGGCCAACGUAUCAGCAGAGCAAUGAGACGAAGUAUGCAAAGAUUCCAGGAGAACUUCCAGGCACAGAUGGCCGCCUUCAACCGUCAAAUGUCAAACAUGAGUCGGAACCUUGCCAACAUGUUCAGGGGCGGGUUCUGGUAGAACAUGGACUAGUAGUUCCUGUAUUGUCGAUUUGAAAAAAAAGAAACUUUGAUUUGAAAAGACAUGCACCCUACAUAUAUCCUGAUCGAUUUCUUUUUUAAUUAUAUACAUGAUACCAUAUGCACUCGGAAUUCCAUUUAAAUAUUAGUCGGAAUGAUAGCCCGGAACCAUUUGCAUGCGAUGUAACCAUAUACGAUUUAUUGCUAGUAUUUUAUAAAUUAGAUGCUGAUGCCUAUCAAUAACAUUAUAAUGAAACCAUUACCACUGAGAGAAACAAGCUACUUCAAAAUGACAAAUAUUAUCCCAGUAAAGUGUGUCUGUAAAAUAAAGGUUGAAAAUCAG
Haliotis rufescens (red abalone) is the source of this 877-nucleotide messenger RNA. RefSeq lists its product as uncharacterized. The coding region runs from base 152 to 535 and encodes 127 amino acids. The transcript is spliced from 3 exons. The record is from RefSeq and is a predicted model, not a curated record. NCBI's taxonomy places the organism in Eukaryota, Metazoa, Mollusca, Gastropoda, Lepetellida, Haliotidae.